Messenger RNA from Monodelphis domestica (gray short-tailed opossum), 5981 nucleotides. It is a transcript of the gene VWA2, whose product is annotated as von Willebrand factor A domain containing 2. Gene Ontology annotation, molecular function: calcium ion binding. Gene Ontology annotation, biological process: calcium-independent cell-matrix adhesion. Lineage: Eukaryota; Metazoa; Chordata; Mammalia; Didelphimorphia; Didelphidae. The record is from RefSeq and is a predicted model, not a curated record. Gene Ontology annotation, cellular component: basement membrane.
AUUAUCUGCAGGUCGCACCUGGGCUGGGAAGAAGAACCCAGGGAAGGGAAGCGUCCUAACUUUCUCGCCUCUCCCCUACUUCCCAACACAACUCUUCCCUUUCACUGGGGGAGGGGAGGAGAGAACAAAAGAGCCGCGUUAGGCGGGACCGGGAAUGAGAAGGAGGGCUUUCAUCUCACCUGGAAGGGAAAGAGGGCGGGAACCUGCAGCCGCUUCUCCCCACCCCCGGGAAGACUAGCUGAGCUGCAGAGGAACCAGCCGAAGGGGUAAGAAGCUGCUGUGUAGGAGGGUCUGGGUGGAAGGAGCACGGGGGCGACACCCCUGCACCUGCGUUCCCCAGACUUCUCUGGAGGUCGAAAGGAAGGAUUGGAUUCACUCUCCGUGGCCGAACUCUCCCGGGUACCCUCAGAUACACGUGUGGGACGAAGGCUGUGGCAGUGGCGUUGGGUCCCCCUCCAGUGGGCGCUUUUAGUGGCCCCAGUUUGAUCACCAUGAGUUUGAUCCUGUUCCUGGAAAUCAUCUGUAUUUUUCUAUUUGGCAAAGUGCUCCCAUCUUUAACUGUCCAGGAACUCCAUGCAAACCAGGAGACUAUUGUGAAGAUUUCAUCUGCCAGUCAAUUGAUGCAGUGUUCUGCUGCCCUGGAUGUCCUGUUUGCCUUGGAUGGUUCUCACAGCAUUGGGAAAGGAAGCUUUGAAAGAUCUAAGUACUUUGCCAUCAAAAUGUGUGAUGCCUUGGCCAUCUAUCCAGAUAGAGUCAGAGUGGGUGUAUUACAGUUUAGCUCAGUUCCUCAGCUGGAAUUUCCCUUGGAUUCAUUUUUUACCCGAGAGGAAGUAAAAGAAAAAAUCAAGAAAAUAGUUUUCAAAGGAGGGAGCACUGAAACAGGUCUUGCUCUGAAAUACCUUCUCCAUAAAGGUUUCCCUGGAGGAAGGAACUCUUCAGUCCCUCAGCUCCUCAUCAUUGUCACUGAUGGGAAAUCCCAAGGAAAUAUUGACCUUCCUGCCAACCAACUGAAGGAAAGAGGAGUCAUGGUGUUUGCUGUGGGAGUCAGGUUCCCAAGGUGGACAGAGCUUCACACCUUGGCAAGUGAACCCAAAGAUCAAUAUGUGUUGUUUGCAGAACAUGUGGAUGAUGCUACCAAUGGCCUGUACAGCACUCUCUCCAGCUUGGCCAUCUGUAAUGCCACAGCUCCAGGUUGCAGAGUUGAGCCUCACCUUUGUGAACGAAAGACACUCGAGACCAUCAGAGAGGUCACUGGGAGCUCUAUGUGCUGGAGAGGUUCAAAGAAAACCAAAGCAGUAUUUUCAUCCCUCUGCCCAUUCUACAGUUGGAAGAAAGUUUUUAUAACCCAUCCGGCCACAUGCUACAGAACGGUAUGUCCAGAUCCUUGUGAUUCCCAGCCCUGCCAGAAUGGAGGCACCUGUGUCCUAGAGGGAUUAGACAAGUACCAUUGUCUCUGUCCCAUUGGAUUUGGAGGGGAGGCCAACUGUGCACCAACGUUGAGCCUGGAAUGCACUGUCAACCUCCUCUUCUUGCUAGAUAGCUCGUCCGGCACAACCUUGGAAGGAUUCCUUCAGGCCAAGGCCUUUCUAAAGAGGUUUGUCCAGGCUGUGGUGAGCAUGGACUCUCCAACAAAUGUAGCAGUGGCCCAGUAUAGCAAGGAGGUGGAGAUCCCAGUCCAAAUGGGAGAAUACCAGGAUGUACCCAGCCUCAUGAAGAGCCUGGACAGAAUGCAUUUCACCGGAGGACCCACAUUGACAGGCAGAGCUUUGGAGCAUGUUGCUAAUCAUGGCUUUGGGGACAUACUUUCCUUUGGAGAGACCCAUGUUUCCCAACCACCUCAAGUGGUGGUCCUGCUUACUGACUCAAGGUCCCAAGACCUAGUGGCAGGACCAGCAAGAUACGCCCGUGACCGGGGACUCUUCCUUAUUGGAGUAGGUGGUGAGUUCCUGAGAGCAGAACUGGAAGAAAUCACUGGCAACCCAAAGCAAGUGAUAACCUACUCCAACCCUCAGGAUCUUUUCAACAAAAUCCCUGAACUUCAGAAAAGAAUCUGCAGUCUUCAGAGGCCAGGUUGCCAGUCUCAGUCUCUGGACCUGGUUUUCCUGUUGGAUGCAUCAGCCACAGUGGGACAGGAGAACUUCACGAAGCUCCAGAGUUUUGUACGAGGGAGCUCUCUUCAAUUCAAUAUCAACCGGGAUGUGACCCAGAUUGGCCUGGUUGUCUAUGGCAGCAGAGUCCAGACCACGUUUGCCUUGGACACACACCCGACCAGCUCGAGCCUCCUGCAAGCCAUCAGCCAGGCUCCUUACAUGGAUGGGGCAGGCUCCACCGGCAGUGCUCUUCUGCAUGUCUAUGAAGAGGUGAUGACUGUCCAGAAGGGAGCCCGGCCCGGCGUGAGCAAGGCAGUGGUUGUGAUUACAGAAGGGACCGGAACCGAAGAUGCAGUUGUGCCUGCUCAGAAGCUUCGAAACAAUGGCAUCUCGGUCCUGGUCAUAGCGGUGGGACCUGUCCUGAAGGAGACACUCCUAAGACUUGCAGGUUCUCCUGACUUCCUGAUACAUGUGGCUUCUUAUGAAGACCUCGAGAAUUACCAAGACUUAUUCAUUGAAAGGAUAUGUGAAGAAGCCAAGCGGCCAGUCAACCUCUGCAAACCCAGCCCAUGCAUGAAUGAUGGGAUAUGCAUCCUUCAGAAUGGGAGCUACCGAUGUGAAUGUAGAGGUUGGGAAGGUCCCCACUGUGAGAACAGAAUCUUGAGAGGCGAUUCCCCCAGGCCUCAUGGCUUGCAUCAGUACUCCUCGAACUGGCAGCAACGGUACCAAUCACGGCAUUUGGAACUGGGCAGCUGAACCAGCACUACAGCUUGUGGUGGCAGUUCUAUGUGAUCAUCCAUUUUAGGCUAAUAGUAUGCAUGACUACCCAAAAAUCACUGUCACAUGGUGAAAAUGGGUCCUAAUUCAGAGGCAAUGCUACUUAGCAACACUACUAGCAGCAGAUGAAUACAUUAAUUAUUGGAUUGCUCUUUUUAAAAACAACCAACACAUCAAAAUAUAAGUCAAUAUUUAUUUUCACCUAAAUGUCAACUUCCAAAGCACAUUUCAUCCUUCCUCCAUGGAUAUACCUAAAAGGAGCCUUCCUUUUGGAGGGGCCGGUGACUUGGGUUAGUGUUUGGUGUGGGAGUCAGGAAUGCUUCUUGCAAUCCUGACUUCCCAGGGAGCUGUCCAGCAUGAUGUUAGUUCCAUAUUGCUCACAUGGAAUAACUUUAACACCUGUGUUUUAGGACUUUAAAUUUGGGGAAUUUUUCACAUGCAGCAUGAUGUAGCCACUCUAAGUUUGGAAAACUAACUCAAGGUAUGUGGAAAUAAGGUAAAUGAUUUGUAAGAUGUAGUUAUACUUUCCUUUAGUCUGGAUUUCCCAGUGCUAAGUGAAGCUUGCCAAAUAACUAAUGCCACCAGAAUAGAGAUUCACUACUUAACAUCCGAUUAUUUUUUUAACAUGGGAGAGAAACUUAGGGAGAAUAGAGUAGCAGGUUUAGAUCAGAGGGAGAAUGGAACACUGUUGAGUUUUGGUCAGUUGGAAAUCUAUGCAGUUAGGUUGUAUUCCCUCAGAAAUGUUGUCCUUAUUAGUUGACUAAAGGCUUGGUUAAUGUUGUUGCUGUUUAGACUUCUUGACAUUUUUUCUUCACUCCCCUUUUGAUUGCCAUUUUUAUUAUUUUAGAGUGGAAGAAAAACAAAGAAAAUUUUCAAUUAAAUUUAAAUUUAAAAAAUAAAUUUGGGAACAUGCCACAUUUUGCUUUUUGAAGGCAACAUACCACGUUUUAAAACAAAAUAUUAAGGGGAAAGCCUAGUUGGCAAGUUCUUUAACAGGAGUUGGUCAAACAAAAAGUGAUUGGCUUGGAAAAUAUUCAGUUUUCUAGUGAAUUUUGCUACAGUCAUAGAUGCUCUCCAGUCUUUUUUCUGUGCAGGAGGCCCUUGCACAGAAAUACUCCAAAUUCAGAUCCCCUGUAAAGAGUCCACUUAGGUUUUAAAAAUAUAAAUCUGCUUUAAAAUAGUGAACCUAAAAAUAAAAUCAUCUAUGCAAAGCCUCUACCCCAUAUAUUAAAAAUAUCAGUGAUUAAGUUGACAGGUUAAUUGGCUCCAUCUCAAUCAUGUAACUCUCCAGAGAACAUUUCCUAUAAAUGCAUUUAUUGGUUUGAGGACUUGGCCAUAUGUCCCUGCCAUCUUUCUCACCUAUAGCUCUUCUUUGUUCCAUUGUUCUAGUUAAGCAGGCUGAAGAUCUUCAGUGUAUAACUUGGUGUUGGAGCUUUAAAAGAGAAAGAGAUCUAAUGUGGCAAGUUACCCUUUGUGAAUAUGAUCUCUGGUGUUAGUGUGUUACUGAAAACAUAUGUGUCAACGGUGUAUCUUGGUUUUCCUUCAUGACUGUUAAUUAUUGCAGAAUGGUGGAAAGAACACUGGCUUUGGAGUCAUGAGUCUUGGGUUGAAUACCAGUUCUGCUACUUUAUUGCUGGGUAAUAUUGGACAAGUCACUUAUACUCUGUAGACCUCAGUGUCUUUAUCAAUAAGUUGAGCAGGGUAGACUAGAUGAUGAGAUCUUAACCUUUUUCUUAAGUUUUGUUUGUGUCAUGGACCUACUCUGAAAAUCUAAUGGAGUUUAUGGUUUCCUCAGAAUAAUGUUCUUAACUAACUGAAGGAAAUGCUAAAUUUCAGUCACAUGUUUGUAAAAAGGGAGAUAUAAUUCUUUUCUAUCUAAAAUCAUGAACUUCAUGAAACCUACCCCCAGCUCCCUUGGAAGAACAUAGAAUAUCUGGACUAGGUGAUGUCUCAGGUUACCUUCAGCUCUAAAUCUCUGAUCUUAGGGAUUGUUUUGGCAUACAAGAUUGGUACUAUUACUACUACUACUACUACUACUACUACUACUACUACUACUACUAGAAAAAUCUCACUAUCAACAAAAGACUGUGUCUCUAAUUAAGACAGAGAAUGGACAAAUGCAAAUUUGUAGUUACAGGCUGUAGAUUACAUUUCUGUAAUGAUUUUUGAGAUACUGUUUUUAAAUGCUUUUUUGCAGAAAGGUGUAAUAAACCUUUCCCUACAUUUUAAGCAAUAUGAUUUUCUCUAUAAGGAGGCUUUAACCAUAGAAACUCAUGAAAUAAUCAGCUUUAGGCAUAGAGGGGUUGGGGUCUUCAUUGGAGAGAAGCUGUUUAACUGAUAAAAAUCAGAUUUUAAAAAUACUGGAUAAUCACUAGUGAAAAGCUGAAACAAAUAUCGUAUAUGAGAUGAUCACAGAAGAAACAUACAUGAAUGACUGGCAUCAUUCUAUUUUUUUAUAAUUUUUUUCUCAAAGACCUUCAGUGUGAUAGAAUUCAUCCUAAUUAGAUCUUGAAUUUGUUUAUUGAGGAUAUGUAAUCAUAAAGAGAUUAUGGAUAGCAAGUUUUGUUUUGUUUUUAAAACUCCUAUCUUCUGUCUUAGAAUCAAUCAAUAUCAAGUAUUGAUUUUAAGGCAGAAGAACCAUAUGGGCUAGGCAAUUGAGGUUAAGUGACUUGCCCUGGGUCACACAGCUAGGAAGUAUCUGAGGCUAGAUUUAAACCCAGGACCUCCUGUCUCUAGGUCUGGCUUUCUAUCCACUGUCCUACCUGUUCCAAGGUUCAUUUUUUGAAGGGAGAAGAGAUACCCCCCCCAAAAAAAACUUUAUGAUAGAAGAUACUAUUUCCAAUAGUGUAAUCAUUAAAAAAAAUUAGAUGGGGAGUAGAAACAUAGAAGAAAAAUAUUUCCUUGAUCACAUGGUUUGAUGGGGCUAUAAUUGGGGAUGUAGACUCCAAAUGAUCAAUCUACUGCAAAUAAUAAUAAUAUGGAAAUAGGUCUUGAUCAAUGAAUCAUGUAAAACCCAGUUGAAUUGCUCAUUGGCUAUGGGAGGGGGGAGGGAAAGAAUAUGAAUCAUGUAACCAUGGAAAAAUAUUCUAAAUUAAAUAAAUAAAUUUUAAAAAU